Molecule: messenger RNA, 1958 nt
Organism: Didymella exigua CBS 183.55
Lineage: Eukaryota; Fungi; Ascomycota; Dothideomycetes; Pleosporales; Didymellaceae
Product: external NADH-ubiquinone oxidoreductase 2 mitochondrial precursor
Exons: 3
Coding region: 215-1834 (539 amino acids)
Molecular function (GO): NADH dehydrogenase activity
Source: RefSeq, a predicted model, not a curated record
CUUGUUAAUGCCGAGGCGCCAACAGCGCCGGAUGUCGUCCGAGCACGCCGACGUACGUCAUUGUUACUUCCGCUUACACCCGACCGGGGUCAUGAAAGUUAUCUGUAAGAAGGAGCUUUGGUAGCAAAUCACUAUAUCCACAGCGUUGUUAAUCUUGGUCGAAUCAUAAUCCACAACCCAAUUGCCCACCCGGACCGAGCAUUGGACAACCAUCAUGGCGUUAAGGGUUCCUUCACACCAGCUGCCAUCGAGUGUUCGACAGAAACUCGCCAGAAACUCGAAUUACCCAACACGGCCUCCGCUUGGAGUUUCGGCGGCCACACAUGCUUCGCAGCAGCAGCGACGCAUCACCAUCAAGCACUUAGACACUGGACAGGAUAACCGAGAACGUGUCGUCAUUCUGGGAUCUGGGUGGGCGGGAUUCACAGCUGCACGCCAGCUCGACACGAAGAAAUACCAGACAGUGAUAGUAUCGCCGAGAUCAUACUUCGCAUUCACACCGUUACUUGCCUCAACAGCGGUUGGUACACUGGAGUUUCGGACGGCCCUAGAGCCGGUCAGAAGUCGGCGCACCAAAGUCGAGUUCAUUCAAGGAUGGGCCGACGAUGUUGACUUCAAGAAUAAAACUCUCACCGUGGAACAGGCAGUGGAUGAUCCAACUCAGGGAUUGGCACUUAUUCAAGAUCGCCAUGCAGGCGAGACGCAGGAGCAGAGGGCGCAAGAAAGGCAGUCAGAUGUGGAGAAGGGCAAGAUGUUCGAUCUCAACUACGAUAAGCUGAUCGUCACGGUUGGUUGCUACAGCCAAACAUUCGGGACGCCGGGUGUGAGAGAACACGCAUUUUUCCUGAAGGACGUAGGUGAUGCACGCAAGAUCAGGAAUCGGCUGCUGGGAUGCUUUGAAGCCGCAGCUCUGCCGACCACACCCGAAGAGAUGAAAAAACAACUGCUGAACUUCGCAGUCGUCGGAGGUGGUCCGACUGGAAUCGAAUUCAGUGCCGAACUGCACGAUCUCAUCAACGAAGACAUGGCCAGGAUCUAUCCCGAGCUAAUCAAGUAUCACAAGAUCACCGUUUACGAUGUAGCCGAGAAAGUCUUGCCCAUGUUCGACGAGAAAUUAGCCGGCUACGCCAUGGACAAAUUCAAACGCGAAGGCAUCGACAUCAAGACCAAACACCACGUGGAAGAACUCAGCCGUGGUUCACCAUUCGAGCGCAACAAUCUGAACUCCGACAAAGACUUUCGCCUUUUCACGCUGAAGAUCAAAGAGGAAGGCGAGCUUGGCGUAGGCAUGUGCGUCUGGAGUACCGGCCUGAUGCAAAAUCCGUUCGUGCACCAAGCACUUAGCAACGUGCGCGCAGUUCCCGACAACCUGCGUCUCGUCGAAUCAGCAGGCGACCCCAGCUUCGCCAAAGACAUAGCGUGGAAAGUAAAAAAAGACGAGCGCUCAGGCUCCAUCAUCACCGACGACCGCCUCCGUCUCAAAGUCGUCCCGCAAGGCAAGAAUGACAAACAUGUCGCAGCUGUCGUGAAUGAUGUGUUCGUCCUCGGCGACUGCGGUAUCAUCGAGGGCACACGAUACCCUGCGACGGCGCAGGUCGCGUCGCAGAAGGGGCUUUGGCUGGCGAAGCGCCUCAAUAAGCACGACCUUGACCGAGCGGGCUUCAAGUUUAAGGACCUGGGUACGCUGGCGUAUAUCGGGAACUGGGAUGCGUUGUUCCAGGGAGGUAAAUGGGGAAGGCUGCAAGGGUACAUUGCGUGGGCGAUUUGGCGUGGCGCGUACCUAACAAGGACGGUCAGUUGGAGGAAUAAGAUUUUGGUGCCGGUCUAUUGGUGAGUCAACAACAACAAGGUCGAUGGAGCGUAUACUAACAUAGAUGAUAGGGCUGUCAACUGGCUAUUCGGCCGCGACAUCAGUCGUUUCUAGAGAGCGGAAACCGUGUGGAUCACGUUGUAACGGG